AUGUCUCCUGUUGCCAUGCCUGUAGCCUCGGAUCCCCAGUUUACUCCUCUUAUAGAUGCCCUUCGUACUGCUCCGACAAGUCCAGAUGCCAAGGCUGCUGCUGACCGUCUCGCACGGGAAGUUUCAAAAACGGGCCUCUACGCAUUGAGCGAUGCACAUAUCAUAUCAAGUCUUCAUAAUUUCGCUACGAAUAAGAAAUCAGGUUAUGAACGCGAAUCUGCCGCCGUCGCAUUUCAUUCCUUAUGUACUGUCCUUGGCGCGCCUGUCGCUCCGUUGCUACUUCCGUCUCUCCCAAUCCUCUUCGAUCUAUACAUGGACAAGGGUGAUGUUGUUCGUGCAGCAGCAGCGACCGCCACCAAGUCCCUGUUGAAACUAUUCCCUCCCGAAUCUACUCGUAUUGUCUUCCGUCAUCUGGAAGAUAUUCUGAAUAACGGGAAAUGGCGGACGAAAGUUGGAGUGCUGGAUGCUAUGAAGGGCUUCGUUAAUUCUGCCAGGGAUGCGGUCGCAAAUGAGCUGGGUGCGACUUUACCCAAAGUAGAGGCUGCCAUGCAUGACACGAAAUCAGAAGUCUCUUCUGCUGCUAACAAAUGCGCUACUGCCUUAUGUUCCACCUUGGCAAAUCCCGACCUCACUCCCCAUAUUCCUUCGCUGGUCAAAUGUAUGGCAAACCCAGAUUCCGUUCCCGCAUGCAUCAAGUCUCUCUCCUCCACAACGUUCGUUGCCGAAGUCACGGCACCGGCGCUGGCUGUUCUCGUCCCACUAAUGAUUCGUGCACUCAACGAUCGAUCUAUGGAAGUUCAGCGCAGGACCGUGGUAGUGAUAGACAACCUCGUGAAGUUGGUGCGGGAUCCAAAUAUCGCAGCUACUUACUUGAGCUCCCUCGUGGACGGCGUCGAAAAGAUUGCCAAGGGCGCUGCAUUCCCGGAGGUCCGUGCUUUUGCGGAAACCGCUCUCAUCACUCUCCUGAAAGCUGGCGCGUCGAAGGACGGAACCCCGCCUACACAUCGUGAUAUAGAGGCAGAAACGGCUUCCACAUUGACAGUGGUCCUGACUCUUCUUCCGGAAGAGCUGAGACUGGAGUCGCCUCAGAAUCCCAGUGGACCCCACAUACCCAGGCAUACUCUUUUGAAGCAAGUCUUAGACUUCGUUGCUUCAUUGACCACCGAUCUUGUGUACGCCAGAAGAUUCUCUGAUUCCGGUACCUGGAAUCGCUGCAUUGGAGUCUAUGUUGGCCCAUGGUUGUCUGACCGUGUAACUGCUGGACCGCAGUUCGCGGAGAUUGUCCGUUUACACUUCCUUGCAAUCGACCAGGCGAAGUAUGCGCCUGCGCAGAAUGGAACUAGCGACGAGGGCGAAGUGUUGUGCGACACGCUUUUCUCCCUUGCGUAUGGUGCUCUGCUCUUGCUAUCUCAUACCCGUCUGCGCCUUAUUCGUGGCCGCCGCUAUGGUAUCUUGGGUACGAACGGAUCCGGAAAGUCUACACUGAUGCGACAGCUGCGCGACGGCAAGGUGGAGAACUUCCCGCCCCAGGAUCAGUUGAGGUGUGUCAUGGUCGAGCACUCGCUGCAAGGAGAGGACACGUCGCUGUCUGUCAUUGACUUCGUCACAUCGGACAAGGCUCUCUCGGGGAUCCCUAAGUCGAAGAUUCGGGAUCAGUUAAUGGAGGUCGGCUUUGAUGACAGCAGACAAGCUGAGGUCGUCGGCGGCCUUUCUGGUGGUUGGAAGAUGAAGCUGGAGCUGGCAAGAGCUAUGCUUUACCAUGCCGAUCUUCUUCUGCUAGAUGAGCCUACUAAUCAUUUGGAUCGCGCAUCUGUUAAAUGGUUGGAACAAUAUCUCAUGGCCCAGAAGCAAGUUACCUGCCUGAUUAUCAGCCACGACUCUGGCUUCCUAGAUACGGUCACAACGGAUAUCAUACACUAUGAAUCAAAGAAGCUCGUGUAUUACCCAGGCAAUUUAUCGAGCUUUGUUGAGAAGCACCCUGAAGCCAAAUCAUACUAUACCCUCGCGGCUACAUCUGUCAAAUUCUCCUUCCCUCCACCUGGUUCCCUCAUGGGCGUGCGUAGCAACACUCGCGCUAUCCUCAAGAUGACCAACUGCACGUUCACUUAUCCUGGGAGGAACAAACCUAGUCUUUUCAAUGUCAGCUGUGCCUUGUCUUUAUCAAGCCGUGUCGGAAUCAUUGGUCCUAAUGGGGCUGGUAAAUCCACGCUUGUCAAGCUGUUGACGGGCGAGACAGAACCACAAGAAGGCUCCGUCUACAAGCAUCCCGCUUUGAGAAUCGGGUAUGUCUCGCAACAUGCCACGCACCACAUCGAACGACACCUUGAGAAGACCCCCAUCCAAUAUAUUCAAUGGCGGUUCCAAGACGGACACGAUAGGGAGAUCUUGGAAAAAGCUACUCGGGUGCUCACAGAGGAAGAAAAGGCUCAGAUGGAAACCGACUUCAUCGGGAAGAACGGGCAACGACGCAAGCUGGAGAUGAUCAUGGGCCGGCAAAAGCUGAAGAAGUCCUUCCAGUAUGAAAUCAAGUGGCGUGGUUUGGACCACAAGUUCAAUACAUGGGUCCCGAGAGAUGAGCUGAUAGAAAAGGGCUUUGCCAAGCUUGUGCACCAGUUCGACGAUCUUGAGUCGUCGAGAGAAGGUGCUGGUUCGCGUGACACGGCCGCCCACGUUGUCCGUAAGCACUUAGAGGACAUUGGACUUGACGGAGACAUCGCCCAGUACAACGAGAUCUCUGGGUUGUCGGGAGGUCAAAAGAUCAAGCUUGUGAUUGCGGCGUGCCUGUGGAAUAAUCCUCAGAUUUGCGUCCUAGAUGAACCUAGCAACUUCUUGGACCGUGAAGCUUUGGGCGGAUUGGCCGUCGCUAUUAGGGACUGGGCUGGUGCUGUCGUGAUAAUUUCUCACAACGAGGAGUUCGUCACCGCGCUCUGCCCUGAGAUAUGGAAUGUCGAAGCAGGGCGUAUGACACAUAAGGGCAAGGUUACCGUUGUGGAAGACGCUUUUGCAUUCAAGUCGCCAAAGGGCAGCGGUGCCAACACACCUUCACGAUCGGCUGUUCAGAGCCCGGACGCUUCGGUGCAUGGGACGCCUGUAGUGAGCGGAGCCGAGGACAAGCUUGGCGCCGCCACGCCGCCCGUGAAGAAGAAGAAGAAGCUGACACGUAACCAGAUGAAGGCGCAGGAAGAACGCAGGAGAGUCAGAAAGUUCAACUGGCUGGCGUUCGGCGGCCCCAAACCCGAGGAUACGGAUAGCGAUACUUGA
Sparassis crispa is the source of this 3261-nucleotide messenger RNA. RefSeq names its product mRNA export factor elf1. Gene Ontology annotation, molecular function: ATP hydrolysis activity; ATP binding. The record is from RefSeq and is a predicted model, not a curated record. Lineage: Eukaryota; Fungi; Basidiomycota; Agaricomycetes; Polyporales; Sparassidaceae. Bases 1 to 3261 code for a protein of 1086 amino acids. The transcript has 21 exons.